GAUAGGCAAGGCCCGACGGCAUAACAUAAGCCAGAAAAUUAGUUUCGAUUCUUGUCUUCUCUUCUUAAGGGAGGACUGCGAGAGUAGAGUGUAAAGAGACUGAGAGUUGGAGGCAGGCAGGCAGCCACUGCAAUGAAACUACAAGGUUUAAGCAGUAUAAGAACAAUCAAGGCCAUGAAAACCGGGCUUUGCUCGGCUCAGUUUUCAAGUCAUUCUCAGGGUCUUCCUAAAGUUAAACUGAGCGAUGAAGAGUUAGUGUCAAAGGUGCUUAAUAGAAGAUGGAUGUUACAUAUCCCAGAUACUGAAAUUCACCAAAUAAAGCUUUCUCCAUCGCAAGGACGAAAUAGGGAUGGACCAUCUGGUAACUUACCCUUUUUGAACAAUACCAGACCAUAUUUUGGUGAUGACUUGAUGGAGAAGGGCAGUGAAGAUCCUUUCUUCUAUGUUGUAAGGGAUGAUUUGUUGCAUCCGUUGGUAAAUGGUAAUAAAGCGAGAAAACUAGAUGCAUUGCUCCCCCUCCUUCUAGAUUAUUCUGUGACUGAUGUGGUUACAUGUGGAGGCUGUCAAAGUGCGCACGCAGCAGCUGUUGCUGUUUCAUGUGCUGAGAGAGGGCUAAAAUCACAUUUGCUUCUGAGAGGAGAGCAGCCUGAAAUUCUGACCGGUUAUAACCUAAUUUCAACAAUAUAUGGAGAUAUCACUUAUGUUCCUAGAUCUAUUUAUGCCCAUCGGAUGAAUAUGCUGAAGAGUCAUGCUGAUUUGGUGGCAAGCAACUCUGGCCAUAUUUUAUGCUGUAAUGACAUCCUUGAGUCUUCUUUAUCAGCCCAGUCUGGUACUCCAAGCUCUGGGCACAUAGAUGCUCAUGGAAACACCGAGAACCAUCCAAGAAAGGUCGUAAUCAUCAAUGAAGGAGCAGGGGAUGUUGUAGCAUUACUAGGUGUCAUUCGCCUGGUGCAGUAUCUGUGCCAGAGUCAUUUACUUGGAAAAGAGAGACAGAUAAAGCUGGUUGUAGAUGCUGGCACUGGAACAACAGCCAUUGGUUUGGGAAUUGGAGCCCAGUGUUUAGGGCUCCCAUGGGAGGUAACUGCAGUCAUGUUGGCUGAUACAAUUGAUGCAUACAGACAACAAGAGCAAAAAUUAAUCUCUGAUUUCAGGACACAAUUUGGUUUUCAUCUUACUGACCAUUGCUUGAAUGAAGUAGAUGGAGUUGUUCAUUGGGUCGCGCGCUGCCAUCAGAGAAAAUUUGGCAAUAUUUUGGAAGGAGAAACAGAGACAUGCCAACAAAUUGCACAGCAGACUGGUAUUCUAUUGGAUCCUGUGUAUACUUUGGCUGCAUGGGAAAUGGCAACACAACUUAGCAGGGAAGAAAUGGAAGGGGGUGCACGAGUGGUGAUGCUUCACACAGGGGGCACUCUAGGCAUGUUUGGUUUAGCACAGAGGUAUAAAUCUUACUUCCAUAAGCUCAAAGAAGGAUUAUCCUCUGUAAAAGUUGCACUUCAUUAACUUUGUGUGUGAUAAUACCAUACCAUUCAAAGAGUUCUUCUGUACCAACUAUUUGUAAAUCUUCAAUGCAAAUUGCGCAGAAGAGUUUUCGUUGCUA
This is a messenger RNA of Populus nigra (black poplar), 1597 nucleotides long. Its product is annotated as D-cysteine desulfhydrase 2, mitochondrial. Lineage: Eukaryota; Viridiplantae; Streptophyta; Magnoliopsida; Malpighiales; Salicaceae. Gene Ontology annotation, molecular function: D-cysteine desulfhydrase activity. The coding region runs from base 133 to 1500 and encodes 455 amino acids. The record is from RefSeq and is a predicted model, not a curated record. The transcript is spliced from 7 exons.